CACGCCACUUCCUGUCGGGGGCGGGGCAGUGGCUCCUUCCCCUCUCGGGGAUCCUGGGAAAUGUAGUCCAGGAGCUGCUAAUAGUUGGAGGUAUUUCCGCUUUAGGAGGUUGCGAUUACGGCCUUCGGUUCUCACAGAAGCAACAGAGAUACAAGAUCUAGAAGAUUAGCUCCUUUGUGAGAGUGGAUUCAGGUUCCUCCCCUGCCUCUUGACCUCACCAAGCCUUGGCUUCCUUGUCUGUUACGUGGAAACUACAGUCGUGACCAUCAUCAUUUACUGAGAACUUUCUAAAAUGCCAGCUGAGGAGAGGCACAGAGGUGGAGGUGAUCAGACCAGCGUCACACCGCUCAUACGACACUAGAUUCUUCACAGGCCUUCCCAAGACUCAGCAAUUCCCCAGAAGGAGGAGGACAAAAUGUCCAAGUUCAAAGAGGCAGUGACCUUCAAGGAUGUGGCCGUGGUCUUCACAGAGGAGGAGAUGGGGCUGCUGGACUUGGCCCAGAGGAAGCUGUACCAGGAAGUGAUGCUGGAGAACUUCCGGAACCUGCUCUCAGUGGGGCAUCAAUCCUUCACACCAGAUGUACCAUCCCAAUUAGAGAGAGAAGAAAAGCUGCAAAUGAUAAAGACAGCAGCCCAGAGCUGUUGUUCCUCGGGAAAUCAGAAUCUAAAUGGCAUAGAGACUCUUCAAGAAGUUGGAUUAAGGUAUCUGCCACACGAAGAAUUUUUCUGCUCAAAAAUCUGGCUACAGGUUACAGAGGAAUUAACCAGGUGUCGAGAUUCCAUGGGAAUUAUUCAAGGAAUUGGCUGUCAAUUGGAAAAACAAAGUGACACACUCUAUAAAGAUGAGUUCAGUAAAGACUUCAGUCAGAGUUCACAUCUUCAAGUUCAGCGCAGAGACUACACUGGAGGAAAACCCUAUAAAGGGGUGGAGUGUGGGAAGGGUUUCAUAUGGGGCUCUUACCUUCAAAUGAACCAGACAGCCUCCACAGGAGAGAAGCCUUAUAAAUGUGAAAAAUGUGAAAACACCUUCCGUCGGUUUUCAAGUCUUCAAGCCCAUCAGAGAGUCCACAGUAGAGCAAAACUGAACAAUCAUGAUAUGUCACAUAAAGGUUUUAGUCAGAGGUCAUAUCUUCAUCAACAUCAAAGAGUCCCUGCUGGAGAGAAUCCACACAGAUUAGAGGAGUGUGGGAGGAACAUCAGAAAAAGCUCACAUUUUCAGGCUCCUCUAAUAGCCCACCCAUUGGAGAAACCCUAUAAAUGUGAGGAAUGUGGGCUGGGCUACAGUAAGCGCUCCUAUCUCCAUGUCCAUCAGAGAGUUCACACGGAAAAGAAACCUUAUCAAUGUGAAGAGUGUGGGAAGGGCUUCAGUUGGCAUUCACGCCUGCAGGCUCAUCAGCGAAUCCACACUGGGGAGAAACCAUACAAAUGUGAUGCGUGUGGCAAAGGCUUCAGUUAUAGCUCACACCUGAACAUCCAUUGUAGAAUCCAUACAGGUGAGAAACCGUAUAAGUGUGAGGAGUGUGGGAAAGGCUUCAGUGUGGGUUCCCAUCUCCAAGCCCAUCAGAUAAGCCACACAGGAGAGAAACCUUACAAAUGCGAGGAGUGUGGGAAGGGCUUCUGCCGGGCCUCAAAUCUUCUGGACCAUCAGAGAGGCCAUAGUGGUGAGAAACCCUAUCAAUGCGAUGCAUGCGGAAAGGGCUUUAGUCGUAGCUCAGAUUUUAACAUUCAUUUUAGAGUCCAUACAGGAGAGAAACCAUAUAAAUGUGAGGAGUGUGGGAAAGGUUUCAGUCAGGCCUCAAAUCUUCUGGCCCAUCAGAGAGGCCACACUGGAGAAAAACCGUACAAAUGUGGUACAUGUGGGAAGGGCUUCAGCCGGAGUUCAGAUCUUAACGUUCAUUGUCGAAUCCACACAGGAGAGAAACCCUAUAAAUGUGAAAAAUGUGGGAAGGCCUUCAGUCAGUUCUCAAGCCUUCAAGUGCAUCAGAGAGUCCACACUGGCGAGAAACCAUAUCAGUGUGCAGAGUGUGGGAAAGGCUUCAGUGUGGGCUCGCAGCUGCAGGCCCAUCAGAGGUGCCAUACUGGAGAGAAACCCUACCAGUGUGAGGAGUGUGGGAAAGGCUUCUGUCGGGCCUCAAAUUUUCUGGCUCACCGUGGAGUCCACACAGGAGAGAAACCGUACCGAUGUGAUGUGUGUGGUAAGCGCUUCAGACAGAGAUCAUACCUUCAAGCCCACCAGAGGGUUCACACUGGAGAGAAACCAUAUAAGUGUGAGGAGUGUGGUAAGGUCUUCAGUUGGAGCUCAUACCUCCAGGCCCAUCAGAGAGUCCACACAGGGGAAAAACCAUAUAAAUGUGAAGAGUGUGGGAAAGGCUUCAGUUGGAGCUCCAGUCUUACAAUUCAUCAGCGAGUCCAUGCUGGGGAUGAGGGCCAGAUACCUUCUCAGUGUAAUGAAUGUACAAAAUCUUUUGAUGCUCUCUCCAACUUUGAUCUUCAUCAACAAAUUCACUCAGGAGAGAAGUCUCAUACAUGUUGUGAGUGUGGAAAAAGCUUCUGUUACAGCUCAGCACUUCGCAUUCAUCAGAGAGUGCACUCGGGAGAGAAACGCUAUAAGUGUGAUGAGUGUGGCAAGGAAUUCAGCCAGAGUUCACAGCUGCAAAUUCAUCAGAAAGUCCACACUGUAGAGAAGCCAUUCAGAUGUGAGCAGUGUGGGAAAGGCUUCAGUCGUAGAUCAACACUUACUGUUCAUUGUAAAUUACACACGGGAGAGAAACCUUACACUUGUGACAAAUGUGGAAGGGCCUUCAUUCAUGCUUCACAUCUUCAGGAACAUCAGAGAAUCCACACUGGGGAGAAACCAUUCAAAUGUGAUAUAUGUGGUAAGAACUUCCGCCGCAGAUCAGCACUUAACAGUCAUUGUAUGGUCCACACUGGAGAAAAACCAUACAAAUGUGAGGAGUGUGGGAAAUGUUUCACUUGUAGCUCAAAUCUGCAUAUCCACCAGAGGGUCCACACAGGAGAGAAACCUUAUAAAUGUGAGGAGUGCAGUAAAUGCUUUGUUCAACCUUCACAAUUUCAGGCCCAUCGGAGAAUUCACACUGGAGAGAAACCAUAUGUAUGUAAAGUGUGUGGUAAGGGCUUCAUUUACAGUUCGAGUUUUCAAGCCCAUCAGGGAGUCCACACAGGAGAGAAACCAUACAGAUGUGAUGAGUGUGGGAAGAACUUCAGGAUGAAAAUCCAUUAUCAAGUUCAUCUGGUCGUCCACACAGGAGAAAAACCCUAUAAAUGUGAGGUAUGUGGGAAAGGCUUUCGUCAGAGUUCAUAUCUUAAAAUCCAUCAAAAGGCCCACAGCAUAGAGAAACCCUACAAAUGCAAGGAGUGUGGGCAGGGCUUCAAUCAGAAUUCACGACUUCAGAUCCACCAGCUGAUUCAUACUGGUGAGAAACCAUACAAAUGCGAAGAGUGUGGGAAGGGAUUCAGUCGUAGAGCAGAUCUUAAAAUUCACUGCAGAAUCCACACCGGAGAGAAACCGUAUAAUUGUGAGGAGUGUGGAAAAGUCUUUAGUCAGGCGUCUCAUCUUCUGACCCAUCAGAGAGUCCACAGUGGAGAAAAACCAUUCAAAUGUGAAGAGUGUGACAAGAGCUUUGGUCGGAGUUCACACCUUCAAGCCCACCAAAAAGUCCACACUGGAGAAAAGCCAUACAAAUGUGAGGAGUGUGGGAAGGGCUUUAAGUGGAGCCUGAACCUCGACAUGCAUCAGAGGGUCCACACAGGAGAGAAACCAUAUAAGUGUGGGGAGUGUGGGAAGCACUUCAGUCAGGCCUCAAGUCUUCAGCUUCAUCAGAGUGUCCACACUGGAGAGAAGCCCUACAGAUGUGACGUGUGUGGUAAAGUCUUCAGUCGGUCUUCACAGCUUCAGUAUCACAGGCGCGUUCACACAGGGGAGAAACCUUACAAGUGUGAGAUGUGUGGUAAGAGCUUCAGUUGGCGCUCCAAUCUUGUAAGUCAUCACAAAAUUCAUACUGGAGAUACAUGAAAGCAAUGAGAGUGGUAAGAACAUCAGGGAACUGUCAGAGGAAAGAAGUUCCACAAAAUGAUUGUUUCAAAAAACUCAUGUGCAACCCUGAAUUCUUGCAAGUGUCAGGUCUCAUAGGAGGGAAGGUAUUGGGUAUCGAAGCAGUAGCUGAACAUAUCCCAGUGUUCACCAGACCACACAGCAGAAACCUCCUCUGAGUGGUGCAGUAAGGGUUGCAUUCAGAACUUUGACAUUUGUCAGAUACCACUUAGGGAGAUAGCACUUAGAGAGGAAGAGUUUGCUCUUGCCUUUAAUGAAAGUGUAAGUAUGGGCUUGUCAAAACUGAUGUCCAGGAGAAUGUGAGCUCCAUGAGGGCAGGCACUUGGAUGCUGAAUCUACACAACCUUAACAUCGACUCUUGCUUGUAGGUCUGCUCAGCUCAUGUAUGUUAAAUAAACCAAAAGGGGGAAAUGUACACUAUAUGAAAAUUGUUUCAGAGGAGGAAACCUACCAAGUAAAAUUAAUUCAGGAAGUGAU
This is a messenger RNA of Bubalus bubalis (water buffalo), 4549 nucleotides long. Its product is annotated as zinc finger protein 45-like. Gene Ontology annotation, biological process: regulation of cytokine production; negative regulation of transcription by RNA polymerase II; regulation of immune system process. The transcript is spliced from 8 exons. The coding region runs from base 416 to 4033 and encodes 1205 amino acids. Lineage: Eukaryota; Metazoa; Chordata; Mammalia; Artiodactyla; Bovidae. Gene Ontology annotation, cellular component: nucleus. The record is from RefSeq and is a predicted model, not a curated record.